UGUGCCGAUUCGGAAAAACACGAAACGAGGAGUUCACUUCCAACAACACGCACCUCGAAGGAGACGAUGAGCAAGAGUGCGACGGCAGCGGCAACGACAGGGCGCAAGGACUUGAGCGAAAAGCAAGUCCUCGCCCGCACGCGCGCCACGAGCCUGGAGGAUGUUCAUCACCUCAACUGCUGGGGCAGCAAGAUCACCGAGGCGACGCUGCUCAUGAAGAUGCCAAAUGUCGAGGUGGUUACCCUCAGCAUGAACCGACUGUCUUCGCUGCGGUACUUUGAAGGGUGCAAGAAGCUUCGCGAGCUGUACCUGCGCAAGAACCAAAUCAAAGACUUGCAAGAGCUGGCAUACUUGAAAGACCUCCCGGAGCUGACAGUGCUUUGGAUGUCCGACAAUCCCGUCGCCACCGCCGAUAACUACCGCGCCACCGUCAUCAGAAACCUCCAAUACCUCACAAAGCUCGACAACCAAGACGUCACUGAGGAAGAGCGCAGAGCAGCGGAAGAGAGUGGCGUGCUCGUGUCUCGCGACGAUCUCCCUGCACAGCAGCAAUCACAGGCUGAUGCACAAGAAGAAGGAGGAGAGGCACCUGUGGAUGCCGAGAAAUCCAUCCCCAGACUCUCUGCCAGCCGAAAGCUGCCCACACUGUCUCCUCAACAACAACAACAACAGCAGCAGCAGCAACAGCAGCAACAGCAGCAACGAACACACACAAGCACAAGCAGCUUGCCGGCAACCUCUGACGCGCUGAAGACGAGAACGGCAGCAGACCCAGGCCAGGCCGCCCUUGCAGCCAUCAAGCAGCUGCUACCGCUUCUCAACACAGAGCAGCUCAAGGACGUCAGAUCCAUUGCCAAGAAACAGAUUCUUCUGGCUCCUCCAUGACGUCGUGUCUUUUCGUGCGUGUGAGCGAGAACGAGAGCAGCAGAGUUGAGUGAGACGUUUGAGCAGGAAAGUUGAGCGAGGAUGAGUUGAAGUAAACAAACCACAGGCA
This is a messenger RNA of Salpingoeca rosetta, 994 nucleotides long. RefSeq names its product leucine Rich Repeat family protein. The record is from RefSeq and is a predicted model, not a curated record. The transcript has 8 exons. Gene Ontology annotation, molecular function: protein binding. Lineage: Eukaryota; Choanoflagellata; Craspedida; Salpingoecidae. Bases 67 to 885 code for a protein of 272 amino acids.